UUGCUUCCGCGGCGGGGCCGGACGUAGAAGCGGUGGUGGCGGCGGCCCAAAGCGGAGGGAAGGAGGGAGUCGGGAGCCUGAGAGGCGGAACCGGAGUCGCGGCGGCGGAGACCCCUGUGCGGUACGGAGGGGGCGGUGGCCCCGGCUCUGACCCGCGCCGGGGGGUGGGCCAUGGCGGAGAUCAGCGACCUGGACCGGCAGAUAGAGCAGCUGCGGCGCUGCGAGCUCAUCAAAGAGAGUGAAGUCAAAGCCCUGUGCGCCAAGGCCAGAGAGAUCUUAGUGGAGGAGAGCAACGUGCAGAGGGUGGACUCGCCAGUCACAGUGUGUGGUGACAUCCAUGGACAAUUCUAUGACCUCAAGGAGCUUUUCAGAGUGGGUGGCGACGUCCCUGAGACCAACUACCUCUUCAUGGGGGACUUUGUGGACCGUGGUUUCUACAGUGUUGAAACGUUCCUCCUGCUGUUGGCACUUAAGGUUCGCUAUCCUGACCGCAUCACCCUGAUUCGGGGCAACCAUGAGAGCCGCCAGAUCACCCAGGUCUAUGGCUUCUAUGACGAGUGCCUGCGCAAGUAUGGCUCGGUGACUGUGUGGCGCUACUGCACUGAGAUCUUUGACUACCUCAGCCUGUCGGCCAUCAUCGAUGGCAAGAUCUUCUGCGUGCACGGGGGUCUUUCCCCCUCCAUCCAGACCCUGGACCAGAUCCGGACAAUUGACCGGAAGCAAGAGGUGCCUCAUGAUGGGCCCAUGUGUGACCUGCUCUGGUCCGAUCCUGAAGACACAACAGGCUGGGGUGUAAGCCCCCGUGGGGCUGGCUAUCUAUUUGGCAGCGACGUGGUGGCCCAGUUCAAUGCAGCCAACGACAUUGACAUGAUCUGCCGUGCCCACCAGCUAGUGAUGGAAGGUUACAAGUGGCACUUCAAUGAGACUGUGCUGACUGUGUGGUCAGCACCCAACUACUGCUACCGUUGUGGGAAUGUGGCCGCCAUCUUGGAGCUGGAUGAACAUCUCCAGAAAGAUUUCAUCAUUUUUGAGGCUGCUCCCCAGGAGACUCGGGGCAUCCCCUCCAAGAAGCCCGUGGCUGACUACUUCCUGUGACUCCUUUGGCCCCCUGCCCCCCUCCAGUCCCUCUGGCCCUCGGACCACUGUGACUCUGCCCUCUCCCCCAGACAGGCUGGCCAUGGGGAGGGUGUCCCCAGCUCUGCCCUCCCCCCACCAAGAGGGCACUGUGAGGGUGAGGACUUUCUCUGGAGAGGUCGGAGCCUCAGCUCCAUGCUCCUCCUCUCCUUUUCCCCACUUUAACCAUGAAGUUUCCAAUAAUUGUUUGUUUUCUUUUUUUCUUCUGUUUUUUUUUUUUUGUUUUGUUUUGUUUUUAGAUAAAAAUUUUGAGAAAAAAAACAAAAAAAUUCUAAUAAAAGAAGAAAAA
Molecule: messenger RNA, 1423 nt
Organism: Trichechus manatus latirostris (Florida manatee)
Lineage: Eukaryota; Metazoa; Chordata; Mammalia; Sirenia; Trichechidae
Gene: PPP4C
Product: protein phosphatase 4 catalytic subunit
Exons: 9
Coding region: 172-1095 (307 amino acids)
Biological process (GO): double-strand break repair via homologous recombination
Cellular component (GO): cytoplasm; nucleus
Molecular function (GO): protein serine/threonine phosphatase activity
Source: RefSeq, a predicted model, not a curated record